Molecule: messenger RNA, 1407 nt
Organism: Babesia bigemina
Lineage: Eukaryota; Apicomplexa; Aconoidasida; Piroplasmida; Babesiidae
Exons: 2
Coding region: 1-1407 (468 amino acids)
Source: RefSeq, a predicted model, not a curated record
AUGACCGGGGAAGGCGGCGGUCGGCCAGCCGAGGACCAGCUCGGCGGACCGACUUGCCAACUCUCGCCGGACCAGGUGGCCGACCAGUUGGACAACGUAUCGCUGCAGCGCGGGCCGGAGCGCGUCUCCAACUCGAGCCUUUUCCAGCGGUUCCUGGAGCAGCUCAGCUUGCAGUGCAGCAGCGGUUUGAGAUUCAACUGCGAGGCCUCGGGGGAAUGCUGCGCGCCCUGCAGCGUCGUGCGGCGGCACAUCGCCACGUACGUGGACGUCGCCAUGCUUGAGGAGAUCGCCAUGUCCCGCAGGCAGGCGGACCUCUGUGGCUACCUCUACUGCAACAGGAGCGUCGCCAACCGCGGGCGCCACGCGCGGAACGAGUCGACCUACAAGAUCGACCUCGCCGCCAGGCAGGUCUACCCGCGCAAGGUAUACGAGUCCUUCUGCAGCGCAGCGUGCAUAGAGAAGAACGCCAGCGUGGAAGCGGCGGCCGCCAAGUCGCCCAUGGAGACUGGCGUCAUCACUCCGCGAGCAGUGCGCAACUCCAGCCCAAAGUCGCUGCAUGCGCUGCUCAGCGGUUUGCGCCGCCUGCAACCCUGCGCCGGAGUGGCCGCGCCCAGCACGCAGCCCCACACAACCUGGGUCCCUCUACUCUAUCGCACCCGUGAGCCAGAGCAGGUCAAGGACAAGUGCGUCAUGUUCAACUACAAGCCCUUGGCCGAGGCCAAACGUGUGCACUUCGACCUCCCCGACCCGCCCGCAGAGCAAAGCGCAACUCCGCAGCUCGCUGGCGUGGGGAGCUGGCUCGGCGAGAAUGACAGGCCGCGGAAAGGCAGCGUCGCGCGCGGCCAGGCGGCGGGCGCCGCGGACACCGACUCGCGCCGGGCGGGACUCACGUCCCCGGCGGAGGAGUCAGCCUUCGACUACAGCGGCCUGUACGACCCCUCGGAGGCCGUGAGCCCGCGCGCGCCGCUGCUGAAGUGCCUCAACCUCUUCUCGAUUCUGUGGUACACGCUGAGCACCUGCCUGACGUACAGGACCCGCGAGUAUCUGCGCUCAGGUGCGCUCACCGGCUGCAGCCUCGACGACAAAACUAGGCUGUGGUACGCGACCCUUCUGCGGCACUUGCCCGAGGACAUGGUACCCACCGUCUCGAAGGAGUUCGAAUCGAUGCUGUCGACCUUCCGCAUCGGGAACAACACCCCCGUGCUGAGCGAAGACCUCUACCGCGUGCUGGCGUACGUGCUGCUCUACGCCCUGCUGCGCAACCGCGGGCAGGUGCUCGCCGCGGGGCCCGGCAGCGCCCCGAUCGACAGCUACCUCCGAGACGUGGAGGCGUACCUCGUUGAGACGUGCAACCUGGACGUGGACUCGAUCCAAAUUCUCAACGAAAUGCUCACAGAGUGCGAGUGA